AUGGAGGAUAACGCGUUUCGUGCCAAAUAUCAAUUGUGCAAAUACAAAGUGAAGUUAUGGGAAAAACAGUUCAUGCAAAAGUAUAACCGAGUUCCGUCCAAGCUGGAUAUUCGUGAAUCGCCCAAUGAUAUCAAAUAUUCAUAUAGAAUGUAUUAUCAGCUGAAGACAAAUCUCUUGAAGAAUACGUUGUUGGAUGCAUUAGACGAUGACGACGACUUCGACAGUUCUUUAAUUUCGCAAGAAUCGAGUUUUUCUUUGGACGUACCUGAGGGUACAAUUCGAAACAGCAAUGAAUUGUCUGAUAAACACGUUUCGAUGAGCAACCUACUAACGAAACCGAUUGGCUCUACCAGUUCUGAAACCUUUUUCGAGGCAGAAGAGCAAACGGCACAUAAUUUGACCGCUUGGAAAGAGGAAAAGAGCCGAAAACCGCAACCACUAAAAGGCGAGUCUCAAAAAGAAAAUACAAUCAAUCCAUCAAAACCGGUAGUUAUAAAAAAGACGACACUCAUGUCGGCAUCGAACAUGAUGAUUCCUAAACGAAAUCCACGUAAAUCCAUGUCCCGAAAUUCGUUCGGAAGUUUGACACUAAACUCCUUGUCUUCUGGUAAUGCUGGAAACGGUCAGAAAAAUGUUAUUCCCGAUCUUGAAACCUUACUAAUAGCCAAAACUAAGGAAUUGGAACCAAGCACCUUAAAAGAAGAGGAAAAGCCCCGAACGGUACCUUCGUCGCAACCAUUGACUGAGCCAAUCAAUCAGUUGGACGAACGAUGGUUAAAUCGGCAAUCUACAGGCUUUUCGGAAUUUGAUCUUCCUAGCUCAAAACAAGCAACACACCCCGAACAAACUGUCACGGUGAAUUAUGGUCUUCGGAAUGUGAAUUUGGCUUCAUUUGGCUCGUCUUCAAGCUUUGGUAUGUCUUCGUUAACCGUUUCGGACAAGGAAAAGCCAACGACGACUCAAGCACCGGGCCCAAUCGAUGUCCUAAAUACUGCUUACGAUCGCCCGAUGCAUUCCGAUUCUGACGGAGUAGUGGAAAAUUCUGAAGACGAAUCGACGAAAACAUCUCCCAGCAUGAUGCACGUGGCUAAAAAGCGUAAAUUAUUUACCGCCAAGAGCCAUAAUUCCAAUGAAGAGUUGGAUAGUAAAAGUAAAUUAGCCACCCAGCAAGAGUAUCAGAUACCGACCAAAAAUAAUAACGUAGUAGAUCAGCAUUCUCAUGAUACGGUUGAACGGGAAUCGGAAUCCAAAGAUAAGCCGCUAAAGAAGCGAAAUACGAUGAAGACAUUCAAGGACAAAUCAAAGCAGAGGUUGAAGAAAAUGGUAGAUAAAACGAAAGCAGCUGUUAUACCUCGGACCCGAUCAAUGCGAACAAAUGCUCGUAAAGUUGCAUCUCGCAAGGAACAUUAUCUAGAAGAUGAUUUGGAAAAUGAUCAUGUUGGUGCGUUUUCCAGUGAUGAUGAAGAUAAAGAUCCCAAUUAUGAAAUAAAUAAUACGAAAAACGAUGAUUUUUUGCUUGAGGAAGAAGAACACGAUCUAGAGGUAUCUUCCGAGAAAGUUUCUCGACCGAAGUUGGUUCGUCGUGCACGAAAUGUUGUACCAACCAAGCAAAGGCAAAAGCGUCGUGCAGUCAAGAAGCCGUCAGUUAUUUCACCUAAACUUAGCCCUGGGUCCUCAACCGCUUCUUCGAAGUUAAGCAAAACGAAAAAGAUCACUCGGCGCAAGAUAACGACCGAAGAUGAUGAAAUCAAUGACACCAAUGAGCCGGAAAAAUAUGUACCCGAAUUUGGAAUCGAUCGUAUCAAAAGCAUUCCAAGAAUUGAUAUUGACGAACUUGUUAAGGAUACUCAUAUCGCAGACCGAUUCAUCACGGGAACUGAUACCACUCAUGGGGCAACACUUAGUAACAAGAUCGCGACAACAACAUCAAUUAAUGCAAAAGAAGCAGCGUUACGUAAAAAAAUGGCAGCGGGAAAGCUUAAUGAAAACUUUGUGCGAAUUGAUCUACGUAAGAAGGUGUUCGUCAAGGGCAAGAAAACGAUCAAUUAUAGUCGCUAUAAGAAAUCACAAUGGAAAGCGAAAAAGGUGGCGGCACUGAGCGGUCCUAACAUGGAUAUGCGUGGGUGUGAUGGAGGAGUACUGACGUGCUUUAAUUGCGGUGGUACUGGUCACAUGGCGCGACAAUGUAAAAAACCGACCGAAGAUAAGCUCUUGCCAUACGAAGUGGAUGAAAUGGAAGACUCAAGUUUCCCCACAUUGCAAGAAGCGGAAGCGAUGGCGAAAUCAAGGACGAUGUUAGUGCAUUCGAAUCGCAUUGAAAGUCUACCUCCGGUAGCUAAUCCCUCUUGGAAAAUUUCAAAUGACGAAGAGCAGGAUACAAAACACGACGAUGACAUGCUAAUGGAUUCCGCUGAGGUAGUGUUACAGGGUGAAGAUAAUAAGGAAAACGACCAACACCCCGUAGAUGCCGGUGUUUCACAAUCUGCCUACAUUGGGCAUAAGAUACCGGAAGAUUUCCUUAAACAAUCCGGUAUUUUAGAGACAUGCGUUGUGGGUGGUUCCAAGGAUAAGAUAAAGCCUGUUUACGAACAACAAAUGGACGGUAAAUUACCUCCAACUCCACCAGAAGUGUUAGAAGUUUUGCGAAUGUUCGGCCACAAGAACUUCCGUCACGGGCAGGAAAAGGCCGUAAUGCGUGUGCUAUGUGGCAUGUCUACGCUAGUUACGUUGAGCACAGGUGCAGGUAAAUCGCUCUGCUACCAGCUGCCGGCCUACUUGUAUCGUCGAAACCGCGCAUGCAUUACGCUUGUGAUAUCUCCACUGGUUUCCUUGAUGGAGGACCAGGUACACGGUAUGCCGGACUUUUUGAACGCCCAAUGCUUGCACACGAAUCAAACUCCAAAAGUUCGAGAAAACACAAUGGAAGCUAUAGCAGGGGGUAAGGUUGACAUUUUACUCAUCUCACCGGAAGCAGUUGUAUCGGGAGAAAAAUCGACAGGUUUCGGCUCGUUAUUGCGUCAGCUACCGCCCAUAGCAUUCGCAUGUAUCGACGAAGCACAUUGUGUGUCCCAGUGGAGUCACAAUUUUCGCCCAAGCUAUCUUAUGAUCUGCAAGGUUUUAAAGGAAAAACUUGGUGUUAAGACUAUACUUGGGCUAACUGCAACGGCCACGGUUCAAACUCGGCAAAGUAUCGUCUCUCAUCUGGCGAUACCAGAUGGAUUGAACGGAAUAAUUAGUGAUAUUCCGUUGCCUGACAACCUGUUGCUGACAGUAUCGCGUGAUGCCAACCGGGAUGCGGCUCUCGUCGAACUGCUGCUAUCAGAGAGAUUUAAUUCACUCCAGUCCAUCAUCGUGUAUUGCACAAGGCGCGACGAUUGCGAGCGGGUGGCCACAUUCAUUCGAACCUGUUUUCAGGAUGCUGCACGUGCCGCGGCUGAAGCAAACGCGAAUAAACGAAAACGCUUGAAUUACGUCGCGGAACCAUAUCAUGCGGGAAUGCCUGCGUCUCGUCGUCGCACGAUUCAGAAUGCGUUUAUGAGUGGCGAUCUUCGCAUCGUGGUGGCUACUAUUGCGUUUGGUAUGGGCAUCAACAAAGCGGACAUUCGUGCCAUCAUCCAUUACAACAUGCCGAAGAACUUUGAAAGCUACGUGCAGGAGGUUGGUCGUGCUGGACGCGACGGUAUGUUAUCACAUUGCCACCUGUUCCUCGACAACCAGGGGAAGGAUCGGAACGAAUUACGUCGGUUUAUCUAUGCGAAUUCUAUCGAUCGACACGUUAUUAGAAAGCUGCUGCAAAAAAUCUUCGUUCCUUGUGCCUGUGCAAAAAUGUUGAAAAAUAAGUACCUGGCCAAUAAGCUUCGGCAGGAAAUCGAAGCAGUAAACGGUGUAAAUUGGGACACAGAUUUCGAUGACCUUCCAACAAUGAGCGACGAGAAGUCCUCCGUUAAAUCCCGAAAGCGUGUUUGCCCCGGACAUGAAAUAUGCUUUCCCAUUGAAUCCACAAUUCAACAGUUAGAUAUUCCGGAGGAAAAUAUAGCUACAUUUUUGUGUUACUUGGAACUAGAUGGACAAAGAUAUAUUCAGGCUUUGAGUCCGGCUUAUACUAUGUGCAAAGUAAUGUCGUACGGUGGUGUUCGUCCCUUACGACAAGCUGCAAAGGAAUGUCCUCCUUUGGCGAUGGCGUUUGCGCUCGACCUGAAGCGGGGCAUUUCGCACGCUACUUCGACUGUUAUUGAGUUUCCAGUGAUAGACGUAGCAGCAGCCAUUGGUUGGAAUAGCGGCGUCGUUAAACAUCAGUUAAAAAAUUUGGAGUGGACUAGCGUGAAUAACGUCUCAAAACGAUCACCAUUAACGGUUACCUUCUUCGAGCUUGGGUUUAGAGUGCGUGCUCCUGGCGAUUUGUCGGAUGAUGAACUUGAUUGUGCUCUUGACGGGCUCUAUGAACGUGUAACCUGUCAAGAACGCACCCAACUGGCUCAGCUGCAGUACAUAGCUGAGGCUUUGAAUUCGGUCAGUUUCAACACUAUAAGUCCGGUAAGAAGUGCCGAUUGUCCCACUGGACCCUCGGAUAAAUUAAAAUCUAUUGUGAGGGAAUACUUCUUGACCGAUAUCAGCAAGGAAAACAAAGAAAUCAUCCCGGAGCCUGACGACACAACGGACGAGCAGUUAUUAGCAGACAUUCGCACGACAAUAUGUCGUUAUCCGGAAAACAAUUUCACCGGGCGGGCCAUCGCACGGAUAUUUCAUGGCGUCCAAAGCCCUAACUAUCCGGCUCUGAUUUGGUCGAGAUCCAAUUUUUGGCGAUCGUACACUAAAACGGAUUUCAACCGAAUCGUGCGUUUAGCAAAUGCCGAAAUUGUGCGGAAGAGGUUGAACGGCCGCCUGAUCUUCUUCAAUCCUUUGUUGGCGCCGAUCGUAACGCUUAGCGGCGCCAAAUCCUAA
Messenger RNA from Anopheles nili, 4941 nucleotides. RefSeq lists its product as uncharacterized. The record is from RefSeq and is a predicted model, not a curated record. Gene Ontology annotation, cellular component: cytoplasm; chromosome; nucleus. The coding region runs from base 1 to 4941 and encodes 1646 amino acids. The transcript is spliced from 9 exons. Gene Ontology annotation, molecular function: 3'-5' DNA helicase activity; zinc ion binding; nucleic acid binding. NCBI's taxonomy places the organism in Eukaryota, Metazoa, Arthropoda, Insecta, Diptera, Culicidae. Gene Ontology annotation, biological process: double-strand break repair via homologous recombination; DNA replication.